AUGGGCCUUCGUCGCUCACACACCAAGUCUCGCAGCGGCUGUCGGCAGUGCAAAUCCCGCCGCAUAAAAAUCGAAUGUGACCUGGUGACCCGAACUCGGCCAGCAUUGCCUCGACCUGCCUCCAACGCCUGUAGUUUCGACCGUGGUGACACGGCUUCAAGCGCUCCUGCAACACCAGCAGCGACAGCGUUGUCUCCCCUUGAAAUCGCCCCUGCAGCUUCAUCGGGGCCGAACGGUGCGGCCUUGGGGGCCCCCAGUCCGUUCGCGGCGGCUAACAUCCCAGACCUCGAGCUGCUUCACCACUACACGACCUUCACGUAUAAGACACUCCCUUCCGGCGCAGCAGGGGCACACCACGAACUAUGGCAAAUCCAAGUCGUCAGACUGGGAUUCGAGCAUGAGUUCCUCCUUCGAGGCAUCUUGGCCGUCUCUGCCUUGCACCUUGCCUCGCUCAACCCGGCCCGGCAGGAGGAGCUGGCCCUGCGUGCUUCCGCUCACCAGAGCAUAGCAGUCCAGUUCUUCCACCAGGCGCUUAACAGCGUAGACCCGCACAACUGCGUUGCCAUCUUUGCCUUUUCAUGCAUCGUCGUUGCUCUGACGUUUGCCACCCCGAGACCUCCCCAGGUCGGGGCUGGAGUAGGCACCGGCAUAGAUACAGACAGUCGUAUACAAAAAGAGAUAUUCGACUGGUUCUAUAUGGUCCGUGGCUGCAACUCGGUGGUCCAGACACAAUGGGAGCCGCUGUCGCAGAGCUUUCUUGCCCCGCUACUAAAGAAAGGUAUGAUACACGAGACCGCCGCUGCACACGACGUAUGCGAUGCGGAUAAGGUAGCGGAACUAUUCCAGCUGUGUGCUGGUGCGCCCGGUGACCGUAGCACAGAUGUAGGCACGCCAGAAACGGCUGGUUCUAGCGCCGGUCGUGCUCGGGACCGUGAAGCAUCCACUGCCUACACCUGGGCUAUCCACGAGCUUGUCAACACCUAUACCCAGGUCUCCGUGCUGAUGAAACGGGGACAGGACUUCGUCCCCGCUAUAUUCGUCUGGCCCAUAGCUAUACCGCAGCAUUUCCUGGUUUUGCUGAGCGAGCAACGGCCGGAGGCUCUGGUGAUUCUAGCCUAUUACGCUGCUCUCUUACAGCGGGUGGAUGACCAGUGGUAUAUGCGUGGAUGGGCGAAUUACCUUGUCAAUUCAAUCGACUCGACGCUGCCGGACCAGUGGGCGUCGUGGCUUAAGUGGCCCAAGGAAGUGACGGCGGUAUCGUGA
Molecule: messenger RNA, 1263 nt
Organism: Microsporum canis CBS 113480
Lineage: Eukaryota; Fungi; Ascomycota; Eurotiomycetes; Onygenales; Arthrodermataceae
Product: C6 zinc finger domain-containing protein
Exons: 2
Coding region: 1-1263 (420 amino acids)
Biological process (GO): regulation of transcription by RNA polymerase II
Molecular function (GO): DNA-binding transcription activator activity, RNA polymerase II-specific
Source: RefSeq, a predicted model, not a curated record